CUUUCACUCCUGAUCGACUCUGAAGCCACAGUACUCAUCAACAACCAACAAACUUCACCAUUCACAAUCGGAAGGGGGGUCCGUCAGGGAGAACCCACCAGCCCAACUCUAUACGCACUCGCAAUCGAAUGCCUUGCAAGAAACAUUCAGAACGACCCCCGCAUCUUGUGUACCCACCCACAACACCGACACCACCCUAUCACCCACGCAUACCUACGACAGCUAAUGUAUGCCGAUGAUCUCACWUUGGUAGCCCCAUCCUCAACUCAACUGGACAAAUCACUCAUACACGUAGACAACUUUGGGAAAGCCACCUCAUCCAAGCUCAACCCAGCAAAAUGCUUCUACUUCUCCAUCAAAGACUCGACAAUCAACCCAGCACACGGCUUCACCAAAGUCGCAGUCAACAAAUCAGAAACAUAUCUUGGCCACGAGUUCACCCACGACSGCCUCCUCAACAACAUCCACAGCAAAGUCCAGACRAUCACAGCACUCUUCAUCCAAUGGAAACAGUCCUGCUCAACAUUCAAAGCCAAAACAUGCAUCAUCAAGACCUACAUYCUAUCCAAGCUCACCUUCCUCCAGAACCUCAACAAAACCUCCCAGAAUGACAUCAGCACCAUCAACAACCUCAUAGACUGGUUCUUAUCAACAUCCUCUCAACCAUACUACCACAACAGUCACUACAAACCACAGAUGUCCCCUCUGCGCCGCCUACUUCCGAUGAAGUAUGGAGGUCUAGGCAUCUGGGACCUUGAAGCCCGCGACACUUCCCUCAAGGCCCAAGUCUUUGACACCUUCCUCAACAACCACACCACUCUCCCUUAUGGCCCAUCCUGGCAUCACAACCUAAAAGAACAAAUUGCUUUCAACACAGAAGCCGACCUCCAAGAACGCAACAUCCAAGGUUUCUCCUGCCUCUCAGACACCCAGGCCAUCUGCUACUCAGCCUGGCUCCAACUAAACCCAGCCGCUUCAACCCUCUCAUUCCCUACUCCGAUAUUCAACUAUAACCCUCUCCACUUCGCAUCCAACGACACCUCCUUAUCAACUACUUCAACAUCAACGACCAACCAAUAUUCAACGUCUCCAACAAACGCAUCACCUGUAAACACUACUACCUCCUCCUCAUCCACCUCAAAUACAAACGCAACAACUCCCAGGCCACUCUACAACUCCCUUUCACCCCAUCACAACUUACCUUCCAAGCCGAUCAUGACCUGGACUACUCUCUCCUCCUGCCUCUCAUCACAAAGGUCAGACACAAACAAGCAUACAACACCAUAUUCAGAUUUAUCACCAAACUCCUACCACUGCCCAAAACUUCCCCUCAUGUCCAUG
Messenger RNA from Acytostelium subglobosum LB1, 1341 nucleotides. RefSeq lists its product as hypothetical. The annotation marks the transcript as partial. The transcript has a single exon. NCBI's taxonomy places the organism in Eukaryota, Evosea, Eumycetozoa, Acytosteliales, Acytosteliaceae. The record is from RefSeq and is a predicted model, not a curated record.